GGCAUUCGGUACGCUGCUGCCUCUCAGCGUACAGAGCAGUAGUUUUACAUCGGAGUGACUGUUGAAUUAACGUGUCAUUUGUACUAGCGUUAAUAUAAUUUGGUUGCAGUAGCACUACGUAGGAUAUUUCGCCAGGACCUUCAGAGAAAUCCAGACAAAAAGAAAAAGAACAGGAAAAGUGAACUUCAAGAGUUCUGCCUCUCAUUCCCCUUGGUGUGCCUCCUCUCUUUUCGAUUGAUAUUGACCAAGAGAGACAUUGUCUGCGCUCCGAAGAAACAUGAGCUUUCUAUUUGGAAACCGUUCAUCCAAAACAUUCAAGCCCAAGAAGAAUAUCCCAGAGGGUUCUCAUCAGUACGAGCUGUUGAAACAUGCAGAGGCUACGCUGGGGAGUGGAAACCUGCGCAUGGCAGUCAUGCUACCCGAGGGUGAAGAUUUAAAUGAGUGGGUCGCUGUCAACACUGUGGAUUUCUUCAACCAGAUCAACAUGCUGUAUGGAACAAUCACAGACUUUUGUACAGAGGAAAGCUGUCCUGUCAUGUCUGCUGGUCCAAAGUAUGAGUACCAUUGGGCUGACGGAACCAACAUUAAGAAGCCUAUCAAAUGCUCUGCUCCCAAGUACAUCGAUUACCUCAUGACCUGGGUGCAAGACCAGCUCGAUGAUGAAACACUUUUCCCCUCCAAGAUCGGUGUCCCCUUCAAACGUAACUUUAUGUCUGUGGCGAAGACCAUCCUGAAGCGCCUGUUCAGGGUCUAUGCUCACAUCUACCACCAGCACUUUGACUCCGUCAUGCAGCUGCAAGAGGAGGCCCAUCUCAACACAUCGUUCAAACACUUCAUCUUUUUUGUUCAGGAGUUCAACCUCAUUGACAGAAAAGAACUGGCCCCGCUACAGGAACUAAUUGAGAAACUGACAACUAAGGAUAGAUAAACAGCAAUGCAACCCUAAUUUUAUUGUUCUAGUUUUUGCACAGAUACCCACCCCACCCUGGCUGUAUGUAUGCAGUAUAUACUAUAUUUCCAUUUGGGGAAAUGUUUUUAAUAAUGCCAGGCAGAUGGAAGGGUUUUGGUAGAUUUAAGGCACCACAACUAAUUUUUAUCAGGGAUUACAGACUUAAUUGACAAACCAUAGAUUAACAUUAGAAAAAAAAUGAGCUGUAUGGAAAAAUAAAUCCCCAGUAUUCACACGCAGCUUAUAUUUAGAUAAUAAAAACAUUCUUCAUUAGUUUUCCAUAACUGCACAGAUUUUCUUUUGUUUUCACUUGGAUUUACAGCAACACGGGGCAUUUUGAUGCUCUCAGAUUCCUACAUCUAACACACUUAAAGGGGAGAAUAGUGUAUGCUGUACAAAAGGAUGCAAUUUAUGUUAAAAACAUGAAUUCAACAGCGGUUUCUAAUUUUUUUAUUUGAUGUAGAGAUCAGUUUUGGUUUGCUUCUGUAAUUGCUGACAUGUCAAUACAAAAUAACUCAAGUGCCUAGCAUGGCUCAUAAUUGCCCUAUAUCAGUGAGAACUGUCAGAAGACAAAGGCCAUAUAUCACUGAUUUUGACGGACAACAUUCAAUUUUCCACCAAAUCUCCCUUUUAAGUUUACAUACUAAAAUCCCCGGUAUAUCAUGUUUCAGACACUACUGUAACUGGAUUAAAAUGACUUUCUCUGUAAACUCCACAUUUUUAUUUACUGUAGUUUUGCGAGUCUCUUUGCUGAGUGUUCCGUGCAGGUUAUGAUAAAUGAAUGUGUUGAAGGACAUAGAAGUGAGGUUAGAAUAUUGUCAUGUUGUAGCAGGGACUAACAAACAUUUAGCAUUGCCUUGUGAAACGUCCCUGUGUGCUAGUUUCCCCCUGAAACUUUUAUGUAGAAACAUUUUUUAUGAAAAGUCUGCAAGGGAUCUAAAAUGAAAACUGUAUAGAUGUAGAGAGGUGUUUAACCUCCACUAUUUUAAAGAUAAAAGCAUUUUGAAUUGGAUAAUGCUGCAUCCCUUGUUAUUUCAAUAGCCAUUAAGCACUUUGAACUAUUUUCCUGACCUCUCUUGCCUGAAUGUUUCUGAUGCAUAGGCUCUGCUUUGUGAGAAGCUGUAUCAUGUGACUGAUCAUUUUUUUCCCCCUCAUAUUUCUCCACAUGAAUGUUGAAUGGCUUAACCUCUUUUGAAAUCAGCUAAAAGGCACAAGUGAGGUUUUCUUGCGCUUUUAUGUGGUUUGAGUUGUUGCUGUGCUUUGAGCAGCAGGCGCAUGCACCCGUCCCCAAUGUCAAAGUGUAGUUUACUAUGCAAUAAUUGACUAAAAUAAGAGGGUACCAGUUUGAUGCUUUAUAUCCAAUAUUUACCUUUUGUUUAUAGUGCUUGAAUUUGAGUGUGUGACUAAAUUGAAAUGCUUUUCUGUCUGCUUUAGUUUUAAAACAAUGAAAUGAACAUUUUAUACCUGAAAUUUGUCAAAGAGGUGUAAUGCUUUGAUGCACACAUGUAAAUACAGAGGGACAGUCCUGUCUUGAAAAUGGAUUUUCAGCAAGCAUGGAGUGGUAGCUUUUGGUUAAAUGAAUGCAUUGAGUCUUUUAAGCAGCUGCUCUUCCCUCAUUUGAAUAUCAACACUAUUUCUAUGAUUUGUUCAGUAUUUUUUUCUUUGUUUUAUUUUCCCCUUCAUCUUUCUUAGCUAAAUAUUAUGAAUGUUGCUGGUUACCAGAUAUCAAAUAUUGCAAUAGAAAAAUCAGUCAUCCUGAAAGCAUCUCAUCAAUAUGAAAUGCCCACUACAAACCCCACUGCCUACAGUUUUUCCUCUUUAUCUGUAAUGAUUGAUAAAAUGUUUGUAAAUAAUGGCUUAGUAGGGGUUUUCAAUGCUACUGAAUUGAUUUAUGCUGUUAAGGCAAAUAAAGGUCGUCUUGACUCUUUGAA
This is a messenger RNA of Melanotaenia boesemani (Boeseman's rainbowfish), 2880 nucleotides long. RefSeq names its product MOB kinase activator 1B. Gene Ontology annotation, biological process: hippo signaling; positive regulation of protein phosphorylation. The coding region runs from base 278 to 928 and encodes 216 amino acids. The transcript is spliced from 6 exons. Gene Ontology annotation, molecular function: protein kinase activator activity. NCBI's taxonomy places the organism in Eukaryota, Metazoa, Chordata, Actinopteri, Atheriniformes, Melanotaeniidae. Gene Ontology annotation, cellular component: cytoplasm; nucleus. The record is from RefSeq and is a predicted model, not a curated record.